Messenger RNA from Humulus lupulus (European hop), 904 nucleotides. RefSeq lists its product as uncharacterized. The record is from RefSeq and is a predicted model, not a curated record. The transcript has 2 exons. Bases 129 to 548 code for a protein of 139 amino acids. NCBI's taxonomy places the organism in Eukaryota, Viridiplantae, Streptophyta, Magnoliopsida, Rosales, Cannabaceae.
UAUAGACUCACGGGAAUCAAAUGCUCAUAUUAUAGAAGGAUGGCAGGAACAAGUGCCAGAUAAUGUGGUAAGACAGUGGCAAUGGUAUGGAAAAAAUUUGGCCAGGUCUUCUGCAUUAAUCUUUGUAGAUGUGUGAUUUAUUUAUUUAUUUUUGUGGAUUCUUUUUCUUCAUUUUCAGGAGAAGAGUAUCUAAUCUACUUCACAGUGGCUUUCGCGAGAGUCUUGACCAGUUGAUACAAUCAUAUGUGGAAAGGCAAAGCCAUGCCGCUGUAGACUGGGAGCUGGAUGGUUCAUCACCAUCACCUGCGUCUGUCGAACAAGAUCUCGAUCAAGCAAUUCCAAAUCAUAGUGAGGUUCAGGAGGAUGCUGUUGUUAGACCACCUCCUGUUGCUCCACCCUCACACCCAAUUCCUCCUCCUCCCCCAAUGUGGGACCAGAGGCCACACCGUGAUACGUGGACACAGCAUGACAUGCAUCAACGAUUUGGAAUUGUAUGUGAGUGGGAAAUCAUCAAUGACAUGAGGAUUGACAUGGCUAGACUACAAUAGAGGAUGAAUAACUUGCAAAGAAUGAUGGAAACUUGCAUGGACAUGCAACUUGAGUUGCAGCGCUCAAUAAGGCAAGAAGUCUCUGCUGCCCUGAAUAGGCCAGCUUGUUCACAAGGUACACCAACAAAUUUAGAUCGAGUUUUGCUUAUAAUUAAUUUGGAAAUAAGAUUUUUUUCCAUUAAGAUUAACAUAUAAUUUGAAAGGACCAUAAUCAUAUAAAUCGUUCGCGGCUGCUCCAGCAGAGUUGUGUGAGGGUGAGGGUGAGGGUGGUUUGGCCGAGGAUGACACCAAGUGGGAUCAUGUUAGAAAAGGAAUGUGCUGUAUAUGUUCUAAUACCAAUAUUGACUCUUUACUAU